Molecule: messenger RNA, 1957 nt
Organism: Eucalyptus grandis
Lineage: Eukaryota; Viridiplantae; Streptophyta; Magnoliopsida; Myrtales; Myrtaceae
Product: TMV resistance protein N-like
Exons: 3
Coding region: 238-1878 (546 amino acids)
Biological process (GO): defense response; signal transduction
Molecular function (GO): ADP binding
Source: RefSeq, a predicted model, not a curated record
AACCGGAUCCACACCCUAAAAUAUCUUGAACCUCAAGCACUUUCUACCUUCUUGUUCUCACUCUCAGAUCUGGGCUCUCUCUUCCCUUUCUCCUGCGGUGCCCUUCGACCUUUCUCUCUCUCGAUCUCGACUCAGUCGCUGUUUCAUCUCGGUCGGCCGUCCGUCAAUCAGCGCACUAGGCCGAUUGAUAAUUUUCGUUCAGCUUGGUUCUGACUCAAGUCUCGAUUGCUUCGUGCAAUGGCAACAUCCAUUGACGCUUCAAGAAUGGAGUUCGAGGUGUUCCUGAGUUUCAGGGGACCGGAUACUCGGGACAACUUUACUAGUUGCCUCUAUCAUGACAUGGUCGAGAAAGGAAUCCGCGUCUUCAAAGACAACGAAGAGCUCCGAGUCGGUCAGAAGAUUGGUGGGAACCUUUUGCGAGCCCUUGACAACACUCAAAUUUAUAUCCCGAUUUUUUCUAAAAGCUUCGCUUCCAGUGUGUGGUGCCUCCGUGAGGUUGCGCAUAUGGUAGAUUGUACUUUAAAGUCGGACGGGAAGAAGGAGAUCCUCCCCCUUUUUUUCGACGUGAAACCAGAUGAUGUCAAGCUCAGAACCGAAUUGUACAGUAAUGCUCUGUCUGAGAAUGAGAAGAAGUAUGGCCCCGAUGAGGUGACGCUGUGGAAAGCUGCUCUUCGUGAGGUUGCAACUAGAGCAGGUUGGGAGCGGAAAGGGGAAGAAUACGGGGAGCUUAUAAAAUUGAUUGUUCGAGAAGUUCUGCUUAAGCUGAAGGUGAAGAGCAGAGAUCUUCCCUACCAUCUAGUUCAAGUGGAUGAUCAAAAAGAUAUAGAAAAAUUGUUGGAUGUUGACUCUAAUGGCGUCCGUUUUGUUAUUAUCCAUGGGACAGGUGGAAUUGGUAAAUCAACUCUUGCUAAGGUUAUCUUCAACCGAUUCUUGCCUAAAUUCAAUUACUCUAGUUUCCUUGAAGUUGUCCAACAUCAAGAUCUUUUACAAGUGCAAAAGAAACUCUUAUCCGACACACUGGGCUUGACCUCUAUUGACGGAAUCCAUGACACCCAUGAUGGGAUCCAUCGCAUAAGAAAUGGACUCAGUGACAAGAAAGUUCUGGUUGUUGUCGAUAAUGUGGACGAGAAGAGGCAACUCGAGAGCCUUGCAGGUAGCUGCGAUUGGUUCGGUUCCAGAAGUAGGAUCAUGGUCACAGUCAGGGACAUACGCGUAGUACUAAAUGAGGACAAACAAAUGCGACCUAGCAAUUACUUGGCCCACUCAGUAAAUGAGAUGCCUUUGUAUCGAGCAAUUCAGCUUUUCAGUAAACACGCAUUUAGAAGCGAUACUCCUCCUGAGAAUUGCUACGAUUUCUCGAAAGAAGUUGUUUUAAGCGUAGGAAGGCUUCCUUUGACUCUGGAAGUCAUGGGUUCUCUUUUUGCUGGAAUGAACAGAUCAAAGUGGGACGAGACACUGGAGGACUUAAAGCAAGGCCCACCUAAUAAUGUCCGAGAAUCACUGAUGAUAAGCAUCAACAAAUUGAACACCAUAGAAAAAGCCAUAUUCCUAGACAUAGCAUGUUUUUGCAUCGGGGAGGAUAAGACUUAUGUGGACUACAUGUGGCGUAGUAGCAACCAUUCUCCACGCAGUGCAAUUGAUGUUCUCCUCCUCAUGUUGUUGAUAAAGAUCGAUUGGUACAAUUGUUUUUGGAUGCAUGAUGAAGUUCGAGAUCUAGGAAGGUACAUCAUCAAGGAGGAGAAUUUUGAAGAUGCUGGAAAGCGCCGUUGGAUGUGGAUUGAUGAAAAUACUCUAGACAUACUAAGGAGCGACGAGGUGAAAGUUAUUAAGAGUAGAAGAUAUGGUCAAUCCAGCAAAAUCUCUGGUUGUGUUCCUUAAAUUGAGAAUGUCGAUUGAUGGCCUGCUUUGUUUUCUAACUUAUAGGGAAAUAAAAAGCAACUCUAUAUAAACAAUAAAA